This is a messenger RNA of Solea senegalensis (Senegalese sole), 5015 nucleotides long. Its product is annotated as potassium voltage-gated channel subfamily H member 5-like. Gene Ontology annotation, cellular component: membrane. The record is from RefSeq and is a predicted model, not a curated record. Gene Ontology annotation, molecular function: voltage-gated potassium channel activity. The transcript has 12 exons. Bases 325 to 3519 code for a protein of 1064 amino acids. NCBI's taxonomy places the organism in Eukaryota, Metazoa, Chordata, Actinopteri, Pleuronectiformes, Soleidae. Gene Ontology annotation, biological process: regulation of membrane potential; potassium ion transmembrane transport.
AGCAGAAAAUCUUCAAAAUAAAAGAAGCAUCAGCAACAUUAUACAUUAUAUUGAUCAAAUUGCCAUAGGCAUUAUAUACUGUGCAAAGAUAACUGUUACACUUCACAUUAGAAUGAAAAUAAAACCAGAACCUGACUUACACUCAAAAAAGUGGCACAUUCAGAGAAGGAGGCUUUUAUUUUUUAACCGGAACAUACCCCGGAUGAUGCUGUGCACUUGACACGAGUGGACCAGGCUCUGCGCUCAUCAUCACACCCGACGAGGGAGAGUUACCGUCAGCAUCAUCACCGAGUGUGCACCGAGUGUGUGUCCCGAUCCCUCAUCAUGCAUGGGGGUAAGAGAGGACUGGUGGCUCCGCAGAACACUUUCCUGGAGAAUAUAGUCCGACGCUCGAGUGAGACCAGUUUUCUGUUGGGAAAUGCACAAAUCGUGGAGUGGCCGGUUGUGUACAGCAACGAUGGAUUCUGCAAGCUGUCUGGUUACCACAGAGCUGAGGUCAUGCACAGGAGCAGCACGUGCAAUUUCAUGUACGGAGACCUGACUGAUAAGAAGACCAUAGACAAAAUCAGACAAACCUUUGACAGCUAUGAGUCCACUUUCUCUGAGGUGCUGCUCUAUACGAAGAAUAGAACACCGAUAUGGCUUUACAUGCAGGUGGCACCAAUUAGGAACGAGAAAGACAAGGUGGUGCUGUUUCUCUGUACCUUCAGAGACAUCACUCUGUUUAAACAGCCCAUCGAAGAUGAAUCGGCGAAAGGAUGGACAAAGCUUGCCAGACUGACGCGGGUGCUGACCAACAACCGCAACCUGGUGCAGCAGUUGGCGCCAAUAAGCAAGACCGAGGUCAGCCACAAGCCCUCCAGACUGGCUGAGGCUCUGCAGCUGGGGUCAGACAUUCUCCCGCAGUACAAACAAGAGGCGCCCAAGACUCCGCCGCACAUCAUCCUCCACUACUGCACCUUCAAGACCACCUGGGACUGGGUCAUCCUCAUUCUCACCUUCUACACCGCCAUCAUGGUGCCCUACAACGUCUCCUUCAAGACCAAGCAGAACAAUCUGGCCUGGCUGGUGGUGGACAGCGUCGUGGACGUCAUCUUCCUGAUCGACAUCGUGCUGAACUUUCACACCACCUUUGUUGGUCCUGCGGGAGAAGUCAUUUCGGACGCCAAGCUGAUACGGAUGAACUACCUGAAGACGUGGUUCGUCAUUGACCUGCUCUCCUGUCUGCCCUAUGACAUCAUCAAUGCUUUUGAGAAUGUUGACGAGGACGUCAUCACAUCUGCAUCUCCAGCGAGUCAUCUGCGCGAGUCUUCCAAUUUGCACAGAAAUACCACACGGCUAGAAGACUCUGUUCUUCCAGGCCUCAGCAGCCUCUUCAGCUCCCUGAAGGUGAUCCGCUUGCUCCGCCUGGGUCGCGUGGCCCGUAAGUUGGACCACUACCUGGAGUACGGAGCGGCCGUCCUGGUCCUGCUCGUGUGCGUGUUCGGUCUGGUGGCUCACUGGCUGGCCUGCAUCUGGUACAGCAUCGGCGACUACGAGGUCAUCGACGAGGUCACCAACACCAUUAAGACGGACAGCUGGCUCUACCAGCUGGCGCUGAGUAUCGGGACCCCGUACCGCUACAACACCAGUGGCACCGGCCAGUGGGAAGGUGGACCCAACAAGGACACGCUGUACAUCUCGUCUCUGUACUUCACCAUGACCAGCCUCACCACCAUUGGAUUUGGCAACAUCGCGCCAACCACUGAUGGGGAGAAGAUAUUCUCCGUGGCCAUGAUGAUGGUGGGCUCGCUGCUGUACGCCACCAUCUUUGGAAACGUCACCACCAUCUUCCAGCAGAUGUACACCAACACGAACCGCUACCACGAGAUGCUCAACAACGUGCGCGACUUCCUCAAACUUUACCAGGUGCCCAAAGGCCUGAGCGAGCGAGUCAUGGACUUCAUCGUCUCCACGUGGGCCAUGUCCAAGGGCAUUGACACAGAUAAGGUCCUCUCCAUUUGUCCCAAAGACAUGCGCGCGGACAUCUGCGUCCACCUGAACAGACAGGUGUUCAACGACCACCCGGCCUUCCGUCUGGCCAGCGACGGCUGUCUGCGCUCGCUCGCCGUGGAGUUCCAGACCACUCACUGUGCACCCGGUGACCUCAUCUUCCACAUCGGCGAGAGCGUCGACACCCUCUGCUUUGUCGUGUCGGGUUCACUGGAGGUUAUCCAGGACGACGAGGUCAUCGCAAUAUUAGGUAAAGGCGACGUGUUUGGAGACGCAUUCUGGAAAGAGAGCACACAGGCGCGCGCGUGCGCAAACGUUCGAGCACUGACCUACUGCGACCUGCACGUCAUCAGGAGAGAAGCUCUGAUGAGGGUGUUGGAGUUUUACACGGCAUUCGCCAACUCCUUCUCCCGCAACCUCAUACUCACCUGUAAUCUGCGAAAACGGAUAAUCUUCAGAAAGAUUGCCGACGUGAAGAGGGAGCAGGAGCGCCAGAGGAGCGAGGUGACCCUCUACAUCCCUGACGACCACCCGGUGAGGAAGCUCUUCCACAGGUUCAGGCAGCAGAGAGACGCUCAGACACCAGCCGAGGAUCAUAACUGUGUGCAGGUGGAGCCGCAGCGCCACCACCACCACCACGCUGACUCAAACUCUUACACACAGUGUCAGACUGUGUCCUCUCAGGUUCAGGAGUUCAGCGCCGGUGCAGCAGGAGGAGGAGGAGGAGGAGGCGAAAAGUCAGAGCAGAGCUGCACACAAGAGGCAGAGGAGUCUUUAUCGAGGCCUCACGCAGCAGAUCCACUAUGUGAGAUUGUUGACAGCCCUGCAGAGGGCAGCGCUGCAGGUGGAGAGGUAGGUGUUGCCAGUCAUGGCACCACCAGCAGCAGCAGCAGUAGAGGUUCUAGAGGCUGGGCCAAGUUUAGAAACAGCGCUUCUGCUGCUCCUGCACCUCCUGCUGUCCGCCAAGAACAGCAGACUCAGAAACCAGAGGAGUGGCCCAAAGGUUCUCAGUCUUCAGAGCAGUUAGGAGCUGCCAACAACUCAGAGGAAGGCGGAGAGAUGGAGAAAACUGGAGGAGGCAACGGCGCAGGAGACCCAGGCGAAGAAACGAGUGCCUUGCACAAAACGGACUCCUGUGACAGCGGGAUCACAAAAAGCGAUCUGCGGCUUGACCGAGCCGGAGCCUCGAGGAACUCCUUUGAGAGGAGCCCGAUGGAGAGGCAUGUGUUCGAGCACAGCGACAGCGAGCUCUCUCUGAAGCAGGCUUUUCUCCAGCCGGUGUCUGAACAGGCGCUGCUGCAGGCGACGCUGCACGAAGCCAAGCAGGAGCUGAAAGGAGACAUUCAGACCGUGAGCAGCCGGCUGUCGGUGCUCGAGUCUCAGGUGAGCGAGAUCCUCAGGUUGCUGUCGAUUAAAAGGAGACUCUCACUGCCGCCGACGUCGUCUCCAAAGCCGAGGUUCAAAGGACACGACUCAGUCGCGGCCUCCAGGUGUGUCACACUGAAAACAGAUGACGGGCCCUUUUGACUAGUUACAAAUGUGUACACUGGAUAUCCUUGUAUGAAACUGAUGCAUGUCCUGCUGGACUCUGGCCUGCCAAAGAAACUUGCAUUAAGCACAUGCUGCAUGCAGAAAUCCCUUUCAUGUCACCUUAGCACUGCAAUAACCCAGGGAUUUUUCUAACUCUUUGACUUCUCAGACACUUUUAUGGUCAUUUGUACGCAACAUUUCAUUAAAAGCAACACGAAGUCUGGGCAACAUUUCCGGUCUGGACAUUCUCGGGAGUUUGCCGUUUCCCUGGAGGAUCCAGGUGAAGAGGUGACACCUGGCUGCAGGAACCAGGACACUCUCAAAGUCACACACUGGCUGUGGAUUAUCCAGACAAUUUGCAGAGAGACUUAUGUGGACAUUAAAGCACUCCGCACACUACGGUUUUGUCUUUCACUCAGUGCAUCGAUUUGCAGCUCACACAUCUAUUUUGGUAGACAUGCUCCCUGGUGGUCUAGUGGUUAGUAUUCGGCCCUCUCACCGCCGCGGCCCGGCUUCGAUUCCCAGUCAGGGAACUUACUUCGCUUAGCCCAUGGCUAAGUGGAAAGGGAACUUGGCUUGUAACCAAAGGGUUGCGUGUUUGAGUCCUCACCAGGUCAAAAAAGCAAGGUACCCAACCCCCAAUGGCGCCCGCUAAUUCUAGGAGGGUUUCUAGUAGAGGAUGGGUUAAAUGCAGAGAAGGAAUCUCCCCAGCACGACUCAUUUAGUUAUUGAUUUUUACCCAUUCACACUUGGGGGGUUAAGAAUCAAACACCCCUGAACUUCUAUUUGGAAGACGACCUGCUCGACCACUGACCCACGGCUGCACACAUAUGACGACUAACAUCAGAGCGUUCACCUGACUUAACGUUCAUAAAACCACGCGCUCAUGAGCAGAAACAGCACUGGCGAUCUUUCUCUGAGUCAUUUGUCAGGUAUGUAAAUAUGUGCCUUACAAUAUGGAGCCUCAUGGAGUCAAAGAACAUUGAAUGAAAAACUGGAGGAUCAUGAUUAUGUUUUUUUUUGUCUCAUUGUUGUUGUUUAAUGAUCUCCUUUGUUUAGGCUUCAUUCCCAUGCAUGUUCAAUAGGCAUGCAAUAAUGUCAUGAUUUUGUCAAAUGUCGAUUCUCCUUAAACCUAUAUGAAUAUUUCCGCUCCUUCUUAUAUCUUCGCCUCUUGCUCAGGUAUUUUUUCUGUCAGACUUUAUAUUUGGCUGCUCGUUAAGACGCGAUUCAUGUUUGAAACACACACUUCUAUGCAAAUCCCACUGAACUCAAUGAACUACCAACACUUUUGUUGAGAUAGAAACGGGCAAAGAGAGACGCAGUAGUGACCGUAAAGCCCUCAUCGGUUAGGAUGUAAAAGCAUGUGACUGUCAGCUGAUAUAUAGCAAUAUAUUUAUUUUAAUAUACGACCGUGCAUGCAUCCAACGAACCUGUCGACAAUGACAUUAAUAUUGAAACUGAUGCCUGGUUCCAAUCUGUUUUUUAAUCUGUUG